AGAGUAAUAUGAUUAUGUUAUGCAUUGAUUUUAUUUAUUUGUGGAAAAAGCUUUUAAAAGUUUUUAUGAAAAAUAAGGCUUUGACAAUGAAUUCGGGGCGGAGUUUGCUCCCCUCCAUGAACCCCAUUAUUAGAAAGUUGGUGCCACAUUCCAUUGUUCACCACGUUCUUUCUCUCAAACUAUAUCAUUUUUCCAUUUUCUUUCCUUUCUUUCUUUUUCUUUUUCUUUCUUCUUUUUUCUUUUCUCUUUUCCUCUUUGGUUUCUCAUUUCAUACAAAUCUUUUUAUCCUUUAUUUCUCUAAAUCAUAAAUGAUCCCCAUCUCUCCUUUCCUUGCAUAGAUAGAAAGAGAGAGAAAAAAAAUUGUUCAAAUUUUGGGUCUAUCAAGUAGAAGAAGAAGAAAUGUUGCAGAGAGCUGCAAGCAAUGCAUAUUCAUGGUGGUGGGCUAGCCACAUAAGAACAAAGCAAUCCAAAUGGCUGGAGCAAAACCUCCAAGAUAUGGAGGAAAAGGUGCAAAUUGUACUAAAACUCAUUGAAGAGGAUGGAGACUCCUUUGCUAAGAGAGCAGAAAUGUACUACAAGAAGAGACCGGAGCUGAUAAGCUUUGUAGAAGAAUCAUACAGAGCUUAUCGGGCAUUGGCUGAGCGGUAUGAUCACAUUUCAACAGAGCUGCAAAAUGCCAACAACACAAUCGCUACAGUUUUCCCUGAACAAGUGCAGUUUGCCAUGGAAGAAGAAGAUGAAGAAGUGUCUAAUGGGAUUCCGAGAAAGAUUCCUGAAGUUGCAAAGAAUGUCCCUAGUGCUCCGAAAGGUCCCUUUAAAGAGUUAAAAAAUAUCAUUACAACAGCAAAAGCUACAAAAAAGUUGCUUCCCAUAAAGACAAAAAAAACAGCAACUACCUCAACAGUUUCUAAAUCAGGUCUUAAAAGAGCUCAGGCAUUGGAAGAGAUCGAUCGACUUCAGAAAGAUAUUUUGGCCCUGCAAACUGAGAAAGAGUUCGUGAAGGGUUCUUAUGAGAAUGGACUUGCGAAAUACUGGGAAAUUGACAAUCAGAUCAAUGAAAAACAAGAAAUAGUGUGCAAUUUACAAGAUGAAUUUGGUGAGGGAAUGGUCAUUGAAGAUGAUGAAGCUAGAAAUCUGAUGGCGGCGGCUGCUUUAAAAUCAUGCCAAGAGACACUGACUCAGUUGCAGGAGAAACAGGAAAGAUCAGCUGAGGAGGCAGUAGUUGAGUCCCAAAGGGUUAAGAGUGUAAAGGAGAGGUUUGAGUUUCUCAUAGGAGAAUAUCACCAUAAUCAGACCAAUGAAAAAAGCCAACUUGGGAAAUAUGAAUUUAAGAGCUCAGCACCAGAAGCAUCAAAUAGCUCAUAUCAAGAAGCAGUGGCCAGUAAAUCAAAAGAGAGGCAAGAUAUGGAGUUAUUGCAAGCAAAAGUCAAGGAACAAUUCGACACCAUGCCAAACAAAUCUCUUACAGUAUCAGAAAUGGUAGAGAAGAUUGACGAACUUGUAAAUAAAGUGAUCACCUUAGAAACUGCAGUUUCAUCACAGGCUGCUCUUGUAAAGAGACUAAAAAGCGAAACUGAUGGGCUUCAAGUACAAAUUCGAACUUUGGAAGAUGACAAGGCUACUUUACAUGAUGGAAAUAAUAAUUUGAGCAGCAAGCUAAAGGAAAUGGAGGAAAAGUUGCACGGAAUUCAGGAUCUCAACAAAAGUUUUACGGAGCAGAACAUUAAUCUCCAAACGAAUUUCACUGAAGCACACUGUAAUCUUGAGCAUCUUUCUGGGAAACUGCAAAGCGUGAAGCCAGAUGAAGAGAUUGAUGCAUCAGAUUUAAUCAAUGAAGAAGUAGCAACUUUGCCAAAACUGUUGGAUAGUCUGGAAGAGAAGAAGAAUCCUUUUGAAGAUUUUGAAAUUCCACAGAAUGUAAAAUCAGAUGACAAAGCAAAAAUUACAGCUGUGUUGCAGGAGGAAACAUCUCCAGCAGAUUUAGGAUUUUCAGAAGAGUUACAAGAGAACAUAGUACACAGGGGUGACAGCUCUGAAGAAUACAGCAACUUUUUUGGUACUUCUGAUCAUAAUCAGCAAGAAGAUAUUUCACAUUACCAGGGAGAAAAGAAACUGCUAGCUUUAGAUGAUAAACAAGCCUCUUCAGAGACUAUUGAUAAUCUUCUCAAAGCAGAACCUACGGAAACAAGGGAAGAAGAUGAACAAGAUUGGCAGAAGCUGUUUUCACAAUCCGAGGGAGAACAGAAACUGCUUGCUGUAGAUGAUAAACAAACUCCUGAUGAUCUUCUCAAAGCAGAACCAAAGGAAACAAGGGAAGAGGAUGAACCAGAUUGGCAGAAGCUGUUUUUAAAUGGAAUCGGAAACAGAGAAAAAACUCUCUUAACUGAGUACACUACAACUCUUCGAAACUACAAGGACAUCAAGAAGAGGCUGACUGAUGUAGAGAAGAAAACCUUGGACAGCCAAUUUGAAACAUCCCUUCUUUUAAAAGAACUAAAGGGUGACAAUUCGAAAAAAGAUGAAGAGAUCAGAUCAUUGCGUUUGAAAUUAGGACUUCUACAAGAGACUUUGAAUGACGAAAACAGGAAUAGAAAUCUCAAACAAUUAGAAAACCCUGAAACCUCUGGCUCAUUGUCUGAUCUCAUCCUCACUGACGAUAAUCCAAAAUCCUUGGCAGAAAAUGAAGACAUCAAGGCAAUCCUAACCGAUCAAACCUGUACAUUGUCAGCAACUGAAGAGAAAUUCCGAACAAAGAUUGACGAAUUGCUGGAGCAAAACCUUGAAUUUUGGCUCAGAUUCAGCAGCUGCUUCCAUCAAAUCCAGAAAUUUGACACUGAAAUCAAAGAUUUAAAAUCAGAGAUAUCCAAAUUGGAUGAGAAAAAAAUGAAGGAAGACUCUAAUGAUACUAACACUCUUCAAAACCUACUCAAAUCUGAUGCUCGGCCAUUGUACAAACACCUCAGAGAGAUCCAGACCGAACUCAUAGUCUGGUUAGAGAAGAGCGGUCAGCUGAAGGAGGAACUCCAGGGACGAUUCUCAUCAUUGUGUGAAAUUCAAGAGGAGAUAACUACGGCGCUGAAAGCAAGUGCCGAGGCAGACGAUGACUUCUUCAAAUUCACAAGCUACCAAGCAGCAAAGUUCCAAGGUGAGGUUCUGAACAUGAAGCAAGAGAACAACAAGGUUGCUGACGAGUUGCAGGCGGGGAUGGACCAUGUGACAACGAUGCAGAUUGAUGUGGAGAAGACACUGACCACUUUGAAGGUGGACUUUUCCUUGGCUGCAUCUAAAAAGCAGAGCGAAAAUGAUAACAGUACUACUCCUCAGCUGAGGCAAGCGACUCGGGCUCGGAUUCCAUUGAGAUCUUUUAUCUUCGGAAUCAAGCAGCAGAAGAAGAGACCAUCCAUCUUCGCUUGUAUGACUCCCGCAAUGCAUAGGAAGUAUCAUGGUAUGAGAGCAGGACCUCCCCUUUGAAAUUCUUAUUUACUAGUUUGCUCGCCUUUUUCUUUUCUUUUUUUUUUUCUUUCCAAUUUCCUUUUGGCGGGUAAAUUAAGAGAAAAAUAUUUAUGUAUUCAUUAUUUAAGAACAUUUUAUUGGAUGGGAAAUUGAUAGAGAAUUUUUUUGUGGUUUGUAAGUUUGUAAUUAUCAAGUUAACAAUAACAAGUCGGUCUUUAAGAUGUUUUUCCUCAUUGAUUUCUAAGAAUCAAUUGUUGAUGAAAUGUGUUCAUUCAAA
Molecule: messenger RNA, 3730 nt
Organism: Cannabis sativa
Lineage: Eukaryota; Viridiplantae; Streptophyta; Magnoliopsida; Rosales; Cannabaceae
Product: protein NETWORKED 2D
Exons: 2
Coding region: 400-3471 (1023 amino acids)
Molecular function (GO): actin binding
Source: RefSeq, a predicted model, not a curated record